AUGAGGCUCAUGGAAUAUUAUCCAUCGGUUUGUUCUGACUUUCCUAUUGAAGCUUCAAUGAUGAAAAUAUUAGGCUCCGAUGAAGAAUUCAUGUUAAAGGCUGGCAUGUAUUGUUGUGAAUUGAUUGACUUGGCUAGCGAUGAUCUUCGUGAGAAGCUUGCUUUAAAAGCUGUACAACACAAUGGAAUGGCAAUGGAAUAUUUCAAUGAUGAUGAAAUUGUAGAGUAUGGAUUGUUGUUAGAAGCUGUUAAACAAAAUGGGUAUGCUCUGAGUUGUGUUUCAGAUCAUGGUUUGGUCACUUAUGAUGUUUGUAAGGAAGCUAUUAAGAACGAUGGAUCAGCUUAUCAAUUUGUGGAUUCAUGUGGACAUGCUUGUACAGAGCUAUUUGAAAUUGCAUGUAUUGAUGAUCCUUAUUUGGAAAAUGAUGAAUAUUAUAUCAGUCAAAGUGUGGGAAAGUACGUGGCUUUGAAUUCAGGAGUUUUUGCGACUGGUCAGCAUUACCAAACGAAUAUGGAUUUUCUUAAACGAUUAACAAAAGAGCAUCCAGAUCUAAAUAUCUUUGAACUGGACCUAGAUGCCAGUGACGAACUGCAAAGAAUAUCUGUAAAAUAUAGUCAGAAUCCAUUGGAUGACUGGCAGUUCCGACAACCAUUUUAUGUGAACACAAAAGAUUUCUGCCGUAUGGUGAGACAUUGUGGGGAAAUGUUGUUUUAUGCAGAGAAUCAAACCAGAGAAAUGGUUUUACUUGCCCUAAAGAAUAAUGGAGAGGCUAUUCAAUUUGUGAACAAUGAAUUCCUCCGAGACAACGAAAUCAUUUUGGAAGCUAUCAAAACCUUUCCAUAUGCAAUUCAAUAUUCGUGUGAUGAACUAUAUCAGGAUAGAGAUUUCAUUUUGGAAUGUGUAAAUGAAAAUGGAGAAGUUUUGAGUUAUAUUUGGGAAGAUUAUGGAGAUGAUCGUGAAAUUGUAUUGAAUGCAGUAAGAAAUUGUGGGCUAUCUUUGGAAUAUGCCUCAGAAGAGCUUCAGGCAGAUAAGGAAAUUGUUUUGGCAGCCGUUUCCAAUGAUGGAAGUGCUAUUGUGUAUGCUGAUCCUGAUUUACAAAAUGACUGGGAAGUUCUAUCCAUGACAACAUCCACUCACACCAAUGCAAUAGAAUAUAUUAUGGAAAGAGAGGAUGACAUUAAGAAGGCCACACUUUUAUCACGAGAAAAUGUUCCAUUAAUUUUAGAGAAAAUGAAAGAUUUUGGUAAUGUUGACAGAAACAUGCUAUUGAAUGCACUCAAAAAAAACUCAGCACUUUUCCAGCAGAUUCCAGAGGAGUUGAAAAGUGAUAGAGAGUUUAUUUUGGAGACUGUUAAAGGUAAUGGAUUUGUACUCCAGCAUGUAUCUGAUACAUUCAAGGAUGAUCUAGAAAUUGUUACAGAGGCUGUGAAGGAUAAUUCUUAUAGCAUUGAGUAUGCCUCAAAUAGAUUGAAACAAAAUUGGAGACUCAGAAAACUUGUAAAAGAACUAGAUGAGAGGGAAUACAAAGAUUGGUUUAAUUAUUGGGGUACAAGAAGUGAAGUAUAUGAUAUUCCAAAACCAAAACGAUACAGAGAGGAAACUAAGGAGUUUGAUGAAGUAUUUGAUUCUGAUAGCGAAUAUGCUGAAUAUUAUUCGAGUGAAUCAGAAGACGAAGAGGAAUCACAAUCAAAAAAGAGAAAGAUGGACGAGUUGCUCAAUAAUGUAGAUUAA
Messenger RNA from Naegleria gruberi, 1731 nucleotides. RefSeq lists its product as uncharacterized. Lineage: Eukaryota; Heterolobosea; Eutetramitea; Acrasida; Naegleriidae. Bases 1 to 1731 code for a protein of 576 amino acids. The record is from RefSeq and is a predicted model, not a curated record. The transcript has a single exon.